Lobosporangium transversale is the source of this 1660-nucleotide messenger RNA. RefSeq names its product dehydrogenase E1 component. The transcript has 5 exons. The coding region runs from base 244 to 1566 and encodes 440 amino acids. The record is from RefSeq and is a predicted model, not a curated record. Gene Ontology annotation, biological process: branched-chain amino acid catabolic process. Lineage: Eukaryota; Fungi; Mortierellomycota; Mortierellomycetes; Mortierellales; Mortierellaceae. Gene Ontology annotation, molecular function: oxidoreductase activity, acting on the aldehyde or oxo group of donors, disulfide as acceptor.
UUUUUUUACUUCUCCGCUAUUUUCUAUUUCAUCCUUUUCUCCCCCAUUCCACUCCACACUCUUCUCUUUCUUUCUCUUCUCAUCAUCAUCUCUAUUCUAGCAUCUCUUCAUUUGGUUGUGCAAGUGGUUCAUUCCUCAUCUGUACAUAACAACCUCUUACCUCCUCUUCUGCUCCACUCUCCUCUCUUUUAUUCCCUCUUUCCUAUUUUCUCCUUCUAAACCCCUCCAAUUGCUCAACGCAUAAUGUUUGCAAGGAUCCCCGCCAGAGCUGUCGCUAGGGCUAUCCCCUCCAGAACACUUGCUGCCACAUCCGUCAAGGCAUUCGCAACAUCUGCUGUGUCAAAGGAUAUUUCUGCUACUUCUAAGAAGGAUCGAAUCAAGGUCAACUUCCCUGGUGCACUUGACAGUCAUUUCUCACAGAAGCUCGAGAUCCGCGAGAGGAUGGAGCCCAUUGACACAUUCCGUGUAAUGGACACAGAUGGAAAGGUCCUUGAUCCCUCUUUGGAACCUGAUGUCACUGAAGAGUUUGCUAUCAAGAUCUACAAGGACAUGUUGACCCUCAACAAUGUGGACUUGAUCUUGUAUGAAGCCCAGCGUCAGGGACGUAUCAGUUUCUACAUGACCAAUGCUGGAGAGGAGGCUUAUAUUGGAAGUGCCGCUGCUUUGGAUCCUGAGGAUGAAAUCUUCGGACAGUAUCGUGAAGCUGGAACAUUGCUGUACCGUGGAUUCACUUUGGAUCAAUUCAUGAAUCAAUGUUACUCUAAUGACUUGGACCUUGGUAAAGGCAGACAGAUGCCAGUUCACUUUGGAUGCAAGGCUCUUCAUUUCCAGACUAUUUCUUCCCCCUUGGCGACUCAAUUGCCUCAGGCUUCGGGCGCUGCCUAUGCGAUCAAGCGUUCUGGUCGUAAGAACUGUGUCAUGUGCUACUUUGGAGAGGGUGCUGCCUCUGAGGGUGAUUUCCAUGCUGCCUUGAACAUUGCGGCCACCACCUCUUGCCCCGUCAUCUUUUUCUGCCGCAACAAUGGUUUCGCCAUUUCGACACCUGCAAAUGAGCAGUACAAGGGUGAUGGUAUUGCUAGCCGUGGUGUUGGUUACGGUAUGCACACGAUCCGUGUGGAUGGUAACGAUGUCUGGGCAGUUUAUAAGGCUACACAGGAAGCUCGCAAGAUUGCAGUCGAACAACACAAGCCUGUUUUGAUUGAAGCCAUGACAUACCGUGUGGGUCAUCACUCGACCUCAGAUGAUUCCUCUGCUUACCGUUCCAAGAAGGAGGUUGAGGAUUGGAAGCGUCAUGAUAACCCGAUUGUGAGGAUGCGUAAAUGGUUGGAGAACAAGGGUUGGUGGGACGAGACCAAGGAAUCGAGCCACAAGUCAUUUGCUCGGUCACAGGUCUUGAAGAGCUUUGCGGCGGCCGAGAAGCGCAAGAAGCCUCCAGUGUCAGAGAUGUUUAAUGAUGUCUAUGACAAGUUGACACCCAAUUUAAUCGAGCAGAAAAAGGAACUUGAAGAGUUGAUCAAGAAGUAUCCAGAUCAUUAUGAUACUUCCAACUAUGCUCCUGAGAAGUAAAACAUUGACAAAAAGGGAAAGGUGAAUGGGUGCAAAUACCUGUUCAAGAGGGGAGAGAAGAUCAUUUAUACAGCUAUUUCGAAUUGACUUCCAU